Yamadazyma tenuis ATCC 10573 is the source of this 2423-nucleotide messenger RNA. NCBI's taxonomy places the organism in Eukaryota, Fungi, Ascomycota, Pichiomycetes, Serinales, Debaryomycetaceae. The record is from RefSeq and is a predicted model, not a curated record.
CUCUUUGAAAACCCAAUGUUUAGGACGCCAUUUCCCACCACUGUGAAAUUAGGCCUACUUCGCCUCAAAAAUACGACCCCACAGUUGCAAGAUGUGGUGAUAGUUGGUGGAGGGCCUGCUGGCUUGUCAGUUUUAGCAGCUCUAAAGAACUCGAGCAAAACAGCCCAUUUGAGCUGUAAAUUGGUUGAAGGAGGAGACUUGAAUAAAAUCCGAAACUUUGAUGAGACUGCCUACUCCAACCGUAUCAUUUCCCUCACAAACAAGUCAAUGCGGUUCAUGCAAAAGAUCGGUAGCUGGAAGCAUUUGAACUUGGACAGAAUGCAAUUCUACGACAAAGUUGCAGCUUAUGAUUCUCUGUCUCACGAAGCACUUAUUGAAUUCACCAACGACGCCAUCAACUACGAUCCCAUGGGUGCCAUGUGUGAAGUAGUCAACAUCCAGAAGUCGUUGAUCGCCAGAAUCGACGAAUUGGACCAGUCGGACUGUUUGGUGGAUAACGUGAAAGUUGAGGCUAUCGAAGAAAGCACCAGUGAAAUUGACUGGCCCAUUGUCAAAUUAUCCAAUGGAGACGCUUAUCAGACGAGAUUGUUGAUCGGUGCCGAUGGAUACAAUUCGCCGGUUCGAAGGUACGCUGGAAUCGAAUCUAGAGGUUGGGCUUAUGAUAGUUUUGGCACGGUGGGGGUAUUAAAACUUGCUUCUGAUCAGUAUAACCUAGUGUCGUUGCAGCGGUUCUUGUCUUCAGGACCGUUGGCAAUAUUGCCGCUCCCUGAAGAUGACGCCACGUUUGUAUGGUCUGCCAAAACUGAAGUAGCCUCGAUUUUGAAGUCCAUCACCAACGAUAAGAUUUUUGUGGCUCUUAUAAAUGCAGCCUUGCGCUUGGAGGAGACGGACUUGAAGUAUGCCUUGAACAAGCUACAAGUCAACCCAGACGAUACCUCGGUCAUUGAGGACUUACAGUGGAGAAUUGAGUUGUUUGAGCCCAAUGAACAAUUGGACAUUCCGGUGGUCAUUGGAGUUCAACCCGGUUCAAGAGCCCUGUUUCCCUUGAAAAUGUCCCAUGCCGAUAGCUACGUGGGUCCCCGGGUUGCGUUGAUUGGGGACGCAGCCCACACCAUCCACCCUCUUGCGGGACAAGGACUUAAUAUGGGACAAGCAGAUGUUGCGUCAUUGGUUGCAGCCAUUGAAACUGGUAUUGAUAGAGGUUUGGAUAUUGGGUCGACUUUGGUCCUUGAACCGUACUUUGCCCAAUGCUUCCCAUAUAACCAUGCAUUACUAGGGGUUUGUGACAAGCUCCAUAAAAUCUUUUCCAAUGAUGUUUAUCCCAUCAUUCUUGUGCGGAGCUUUGGAAUGAGAUUUAUGAAUUCAUUGACUCCCAUAAAAGAUUUUAUGAUCAAGACCUUGAGUGUAUAGAGGAGGUGGUUCAGGACCUUGAGUAUGUAGAGGAGAUCGUUCAACUCGUUGUAAAUAGGAAUGAACUUGGUAUUCGACUCUAUUAAUCUAUAUGUAAAUCUGUUAGCUCAUCGUAGAUCCCAGGUGUGGAGCAUCUACCAGAACUAAUUAAUGCUUCAAUGUCCUUUACCUCCUUCACACAUCCACUGGUGAGGUUGAUUGAAUCCUUGAACGUCUGUCCGACAGCCACGUCAUCUUCGACCCGUACGCCGAUACCUUGAUAAUGUUUGGGCCAUUUGUCGUCUUUGGGUAUGUACAAUCCGGGUUCUAUGGUGACCACAUUUCCUGGUAAAAGCUUGGUGAAUUUCGACACACCGGGCACAUCGUGUAAAUCCAAACCCAAGUGAUGGCCGAUAUAAUGGGGGUAUAAGUUCUUGGUGACUUCAGACCGGGAAACAUGGGCAAACCCUGGUAAAUUCUUUAAAUUUGAGUGAAGCUUUCUUACACUGAAAUCAUGCAAGUCAUUGAGCGACAUCUGGUUGUCUGCAUAACACUGGUCUAUACAUGCCUUGUUGACACUCAAUACCACGUCGUAGAUGUCUUUUUGUGGUUCAGUGAAGGUUCCUGAAAUGGGCCAAGCCCUGGAGAUAUCUGCACAAUACCCACCCAAUUUCCCACCAGCAUCCACAAACACCAAUUCGUCUUUAUACAACAAGUCGUCGUUCCGGGUGUAGUGAAUCACUAAUGCGUUUUCUCCACCAGCUACCACGGGAAUAUAGGCCUGUUUAUCGCAGCCACUUCUAAUAAACUCAUAGUCCAAAUAAGCUGCCAACAGCUUUUCACUCAUAUACGGAUUCAGACUACCGACCUUAGCAACGGCUUUGUUAAUGGCUCUGCUGGAGAUCUGGCCGGCCUUGUGCAUAACCUUGAUUUCCAGGGGAGAUUUCACUUCCCUCAUUUUGGCAAUCACCGAGUUUAUUGGUUUAACAGUUUUGCCAGAUGCGUGAGUCUUCAAGAGUUGGUGAAUAUCUUCA